UUGAAGAGUGGUUCAACCUUACGGGGAUGGUGACUCACAUGGAUUCCAAUUUACUGUACACAGUUAUCUUUUUUUUCGUCUUUGCCGAGCGAAAAAUUGGGAUCGAUCCCGGCCAGCUGAUUAACAAAAAUCUCUAAAGCCCUACUAGCUUGCAAAUGGAUCAAUCAAGCCUGAGAAGCGCCACCUUCGUCAGACGGUUGAUUCACCGCCUGAUUACAAUGGUAACGGUAAUGGCAGCAUGGUACUACAGCUGGUGCAGCCACAGGGCGCCCUUAGAGGAAUUCAAGAGGAGCCGCAGGAUUCCGUUCGAAAUUUCUCUCCGGUAACGGAUCCAACCGCCCACGAAUAUUACGCGUACACUCCGAGCGUUAUUAGUUUCGGUGAUGCUAAUAAGAGUCGUAACGACGAUUUGGACCCCGCUAAGUCACCUGGAUCCGAUAGAGAAUUUCACAGUUCCGUAAGUUUGCACAGCGAAGUUACGAGCUCCCAUGGAACUUACCCUCCGCCUUCGUCGUCCGAAGAAAAAUCGCAUCUUUUCAGGAGUUUUUUCGCCAUAAUAUCGUCGUGCGUUUAUGCAGUUUUCUUGGUUCCAUUCGGCUUGGUAAUUUACAUUGCCGACCUCCUGAUCGUCGAUUCUUCGUUGGCUGCGGGUUUCAAUCUUUAUCUGGUGGUCGUCGGAUUCGUGUAUCUGAUUUAUUUAUUUUUUGACAUACGAUUGUACGUGGGCAAAGCCGAGAGGUAUUUGAAGGCGACAACCAAUUAUGAUAAAGAGGACGAUGACAAUUCCGCGAAUCUUCCGAAUGAGAAGAUUGAGUCUGAACCGGAUCACGGAUUCUGCUUCACCCAAGGAAGACACGCCGGUAGUAUCUACCUCAGAGUUGGAGCUGCUGUCUUCUGUUUCGGUCAUCUGAUACACAGCGGAUUAUUACUGCUGUACGAGAUUGUGUUUCUCACCACAGAAGAAUUCUACCAAUGCUUCAAUCCCAUCUCUCUAACCUUCGAUAUAAUGUACCCAAUUUAUUCAUUCUUCCAAUUGUUCUUUAUCUUUAAAUAUUCAAACGUCAUUAUCAAUCAUUGUAAAGAAGUUGCGAGAUUUUUUAUAAUGCACACAAUAGCGUCGAGUCUCUGUUUUUGGAUAUGGGCCAUAUUUCGAGAAAGUACCGAUUUGUUGGCGAGACACAGAGCGAACGCCGAGGCUGCGGUGAUCACUACCGAAGCCAGCGUGUCAAGAACGAUUUCCACUAGCUCAGCAGGAGUAGCUUCCGAUCUGAGAACUAUUCUAGAAUUAUUAAACGGAACUUCUUUCAACGCCGAGUGUCAGCACGCGGAAUUGAACGUGAUAAUUCAGAAAAUUUCGCCAUAUUUGUAUCCCUUCACCAUCGAGUACAGUAUCCUGAUUGUCGGUGUUCUGUACAUGAUUUGGAGCAAUAUUGGAAACUGUCAAAGAGUAGACGGUGGCAGUUCCGUCCAAGAAGUUCCUUGUCCUCCUGUGGCUGGACCAUCCGCCGGAAGUAACAUAAUCGUCUACGCGGAUUGCCGUCAUGCGAACAGGGGCUUUUUCGCCGGACUCCUGGCACUCGUCGGUUCGAUUGUGUCGAUCAUUAUAUUUUUUAUCGCCUUCGCGGAACCGAAUCAUAGCGGUAUCGGUGAAACUAUGAACGAAAUAACGAAUCUCGCGUUGCUCGUGAUCAUGAGUUUUGCAGCGAUUAUUGCCUACCGCCAAAUCAUCAAGUUGGACGUCAACCAUCACCCCGUUUCGUUGCUCGACGAUAUUUUACUGUUCAUCGCGCUGCCUGCAUUUUUUUUACACGCUUUAUUCAGCGUCUUACCAGCUGCGCAGAAACGAGACUGGCUGAGAAUAGUCGGGAUUAUAUUUGGACUGAUUCAAGUAUUGAUUCAAACUCCACUGAUCAUCGAUGGAUUGAGGCGUUGCGCCAAUGCUAAAAAACUCCGCAGUAAAAGACCCGGACGUGAGCUUAUCACUUUUUUGAUUAUGUGCAACGUUGCUUUGUGGAUCGGCGAGACUUUCGAAAUAAAAUCGACCGAGAAGGAAGACGACAGAUACGAUUUUUAUGGCUUGCAACUUUGGACGAUUCUGAAACACUUGACCAUACCUUUGACUAUGUUUUAUCGAUUUCAUAGUUCCGUAUGUCUAGCGGAUAUCUGGAAAAGUGCAUACGAACCGGCAUCGAGUGGACCUUAGACGCUGGAUUAUUCUCGAUGCUUAAACAUGGCGAAUCAAUAGUGAGAAUAAGAUCUAAAACGGAUUUGCAGAAAAAAUAAGAAGGUUUGAACUCACUUGCUACUAGAAUGUAGCAUGCUUAACGUUCGGGCAGUGUAAAGAUCAAUAGUUUUUCUAUUGUUUCAUCGUUGUUCGGAUGGGAUAUCGGAAAUAAUUUAAUUGUUGAUUAAUGUUUAAGAAACUUAGAGUUAAAUGUAUAGUGGAUUCUUGUAAAUAGUA
Molecule: messenger RNA, 2461 nt
Organism: Athalia rosae (coleseed sawfly)
Lineage: Eukaryota; Metazoa; Arthropoda; Insecta; Hymenoptera; Athaliidae
Product: proton channel OtopLc-like
Exons: 12
Coding region: 239-2203 (654 amino acids)
Biological process (GO): proton transmembrane transport
Cellular component (GO): membrane
Molecular function (GO): proton channel activity
Source: RefSeq, a predicted model, not a curated record